This is a messenger RNA of Ilyonectria robusta, 1890 nucleotides long. RefSeq lists its product as uncharacterized. Gene Ontology annotation, molecular function: calcium ion binding; protein-arginine deiminase activity. Gene Ontology annotation, cellular component: cytoplasm. The record is from RefSeq and is a predicted model, not a curated record. The transcript is spliced from 3 exons. NCBI's taxonomy places the organism in Eukaryota, Fungi, Ascomycota, Sordariomycetes, Hypocreales, Nectriaceae. Bases 1 to 1872 code for a protein of 623 amino acids.
AUGUGGUUCUUCAACAGCAAAACGGCGAUUCUCGCCUUAGCCCUCUGCCACACCGGCCAAGCUCUCAAGGCGACCAUUCUCGCCGACACCAACCGCGACGGCAAAGUCGAUGUCGAGGGCACCACCGACGUCAAGGGAAAGGCGACAUGGACGACGGCGAGAGGCGCGCUGUUCCUCGCCAACAUCGGCGACACGAAUGGACGCUGCGCAAAGUCGAAGGCCUUCAUCGACAAUAAAGACAACUGGGACUCGGGCGAGACGUAUCUCGACGAGUGCAACGACGCGUCCGGCGACGUUCAGCGCAACGCCAAAUACCUCGCGCCGCUGCGGACCCUCCCCUUCGACAAGCUGAGCGGCGCCGCCAAGGGCACCAUCACCGUCACGGACGCCACGGCUGCGAGCAAGGUGCGCAUCUUUGUCAAGCAGGGCAAGAAGUGGGCGUUUGUCGGGCCCGAGCACAAGUUCACUUCCAAAGAGCUCAAGAGCGGUCUAGAGCUAGGAAUUGACGCUCGCGAUGUUCGCCGACCUGGUGGCUGGAAUGGCACGGCCGUGGUGCACUUCACCGUGUCGGAUGGCUACGAGAAGGCCACCGAUUCAGUCGCGCUCCGUGUCGCUCCCGUCCUGACGCACCACCACGCCCAGCUUGCUGAGAGGGCGCGGUUCGUUGAGGAUCUCGUCGAGAACGUGGCCAACGCCGGCAUCGAAAAGCCCGUCUUCAUGUUCCAGGGCCAGGACAUCUGGACCCAGGACUUCUUCGAGCCGGGCUACACAAGCAUCCCCGGACCUAAAGGGCCCAUCGCUCUCCGAGUCAUGAUCCGCUCCGCCCAAGCCUUCCGCAUGGCCGGCAGAGAGGUCUUCGAGCGCGUCCGAUCGAGCGGGGCCGGCGCCGUGCAGCACCCCGGUAGUGGCUCUACCAUCGACUCGAUGGGCAACCUGGAGACGAUUCCUCCGUAUACGCACAAUGGGAAGAGCUAUCCCGCUGGUCGCGUCAUCAUGGGCCACUGGGGCACAGAAGCGCCUCUCAUGUUUGACUUCCUCAAAGCCCAGGAGAGCCAAGCCCCCCUUGCUCUCGACACGGCCUGGCUGGGCGUCGGCCACGUCGAUGAGUUUCUCCAGUUCUUGCCCGCUGACAACAAGCGCGGCUGGAUUUUGAUGGUCGACAGCCCCCGUGCUGGCCUUGACAUGCUCAAGAAGGCUUCUGCAGAGGGCCACGGCGGUGAGAAGGCACUCUCUCGUCCUCGCCUUGCCGGCGAGGACGAGUCGCUGUGUAUCCCGCAGCGGACCAUUGACGAGGUGCUGAAGCUCGACAAAUUCACCGAGCUCAAUGAAAUGGCCGCCACGCGCAUCGAGAACAACAUCCAGAUCCUCAAGAAGGAGACCGGCCUCACUGACAAGGAAAUCUUCCGCGUGCCAGCGCUGUUUUACCUGAUCAGUGACGAAGGAUGGGGUUGCAACUUGACCAACCCCCCCGACGCCACCCAAAUCGCCUCUGCCGCCGGUCCUAUCGCUACUGCCGCUUCCACUGAAGAACGAGAUAUUGUCGGCGGUCCUUCUGCCAAGGUCAAGAGCAUCCUCGAGGCAGCCCAGCCUCCGGGUCUGGCACGCCGCCAGGCUAUCGUCGACCAGCUUGUAGCCUUCUACCCUGGCGCCAUCAACAGCGUCGUGCUGACUGACUCGCUGGUCCUGGCCCCUACUCCAUGGGGCCCGAUCAUUGACGGUUUGGACAUUUUUGAGAAGGCCAUCUCGGCUGUUUACGCCCAGGUCAAUUUCAAUGUGACUUACCAGGAUGACUGGUUCUCGCAUCAUACCUUGCAGGGUGAAAUUCACUGCGGCAGUAACACGUGGCGCAGUGUGAACAAGAAAUGGUGGUGAUCGACUGUGCAAUCUGUC